UCGCACGUAGCAAUGGUUUUACCCACAGGUGUAUUACAGUCUUCUUACUCGUACAAAAUGGUUGUUGACUGGAUAAAUUCGUUUAAAAUUAAAAAGGUUAAAAUUACAUAUCGCGUAUUCGUAUAGGUACGAUUAUAUUUACGGGAAAAAAAAAAAAACAAGAAAAGUGUAUAAAAAAUUUAAUAUUAAUAUAACACAUAAGAGAGAUAAGGAUACAAGAAUGGGUGACACGAGUAACGAGUACAAAACAUCGAUAUUUGACGCUGUGGAAUUACAAGUAAACGGUAUAUUAAAUCCUACGUUACACGAGCACAGUCUUUUGCAAAGCUUUGUAAGCGUAGGCAUAGAUAAUACAGAUGCGAAACAAUCUAAUGAAGAAUCUAAGAACGUAAGUAAGAAAGCACGUGCAAGACAUUGCCUUGGAAAAAAUGAAGAGAACAAUGAUCUCGAUAAUCGAGAAACAGAUAAUGGCGAUUCGAAUAAAACGAAAAGGACGAAUAAGCGAUUUAAGGAGAAAAUGGAUACGUCUUUUAUAGAAGUUCAAGUGCAGAUGCAGAAAUCAAGACUGAAACAAAGAAGCAAUAAUGCUCCGCGUCAAGAAGAAAUUUAUACCGAUAAAGAUCGUGCUGCUGCCGUUAAUAUGGGUAGCAAGGAUAUUAAACAAUCCCUAAGGCAAAAAAAACGGCAAGACCGUGAUAAGAGUCCAUUACUUUCGGAUAUUGCCGAGCCAGGCUCUGUUCUAGAAUUAGGAAAACGUGAAAUGCGACUUGGCAACGUCAAUGCCGCAUUUAAUUUUAUAAAUAAGGCAUUGGAGUUGAGCCCUAAUGAUGCUAAUGCGUUGAUUGCACGAAGUAGAUGUUAUCUUUUACUGGGUAAUCCACAAAACGCAUUGCAGGAUGCUGAAACUGCAUUGCAAUGUAAAUUAAAGGAUUCGGUGAACGCUCGUGCGGUAUAUUAUAAAGCGGAAGCUUUAUAUUACCUUGGCGAUUUCGAGAUGAGUCUGGUAUACUAUUACCGUGGAAUGAAAAUGCGACCAGAGUUUGGACAAUUCCGAUUAGGAGUACAGAAAGCGAAAGAUGCAAUACGUAACAUAUUAAAUCACGGUUAGCAAAGAUUAUUGUAAUAUUUACAAGUUGACAUGACACCGAUUUUUUAUUUGUUCGAAUUCUGUUGAUAAUAUUCUAAUACGUGUAUCUUCUUCAUUAAAUUUUUCAUCUCAUGAAU
Polistes canadensis is the source of this 1224-nucleotide messenger RNA. RefSeq lists its product as uncharacterized. Gene Ontology annotation, cellular component: cytoplasm. The transcript is spliced from 2 exons. NCBI's taxonomy places the organism in Eukaryota, Metazoa, Arthropoda, Insecta, Hymenoptera, Vespidae. Gene Ontology annotation, molecular function: protein binding. The record is from RefSeq and is a predicted model, not a curated record. The coding region runs from base 221 to 1108 and encodes 295 amino acids.